Eremothecium cymbalariae DBVPG#7215 is the source of this 498-nucleotide messenger RNA. It is a transcript of the gene SDH5, whose product is annotated as succinate dehydrogenase assembly factor SDH5. The record is from RefSeq and is a predicted model, not a curated record. The transcript has a single exon. Gene Ontology annotation, cellular component: mitochondrion. Gene Ontology annotation, biological process: mitochondrial respiratory chain complex II assembly; protein-FAD linkage; mitochondrial electron transport, succinate to ubiquinone. Lineage: Eukaryota; Fungi; Ascomycota; Saccharomycetes; Saccharomycetales; Saccharomycetaceae. Bases 1 to 498 code for a protein of 165 amino acids.
AUGUUAUCGAGAACUCUAGUCGUUCGACGCACAUUACCUGCUGCCAAAUUUGUUGUAAGAAAUGCAAGCUACUCUAUGUUUCGAAUUGGUACUCUAGUCAACCAGCCAAGGAAUCUGACUACUAAAUCAAAAACUGAGACUGAUGAUGUGCUUCUUAGGGUAAAGGUGGCUCCAAUUAAGAGAGUUGGUGAAGAUAUUGAAAAAAAACGUGCAAGACUGAUUUACCAAUCAAGAAAGAGAGGUAUUCUAGAAGCAGACAUUUUGUUAUCUGGAUUUGCAGCAAAGCAUCUGAAGGUUAUGUCCAUUGAGGAAAUAAAUGAAUACGAUCAACUUUUAAAUGAACUUGACUGGGAUAUUUAUUACUGGGCUACUAAGAAUUACACUGUCACACCAUUACCAGAAAAGUGGAGGAACUCAGUUGUACUAAGAAAGCUGCAAGAAUACAGCGAGAACAAGGAAAAGAAGAUUUUAAAGAUGCCAGAUUUGUCUGAAUUUUAG